AUGUACUACAACACAAACUCGGGCUCAUUGAGCAUAUUGAUACUUUUCAUAUUGAUAUUAAUUUCAAUAUCAAACUAUUUGAGUUUCAGUAGGAUUGAAAGCACACUUGGAUCAAAAUCAGUACCAGAAUCAGCUUUCGAUUCACUGGCAGUCUACAACUCUGCACCAUCAAAAGAGCUCCGAAAAAAUGCGCUGAAAUCUGCGGAAAACGACAGAAAAGAGCUAUUAAUUGCAUCGAAACAAGAGAAGUCGAAGAUUUUUUACAAGGCAGUGAAAAUGGAGGCUCAUUGUCCAGUUAAAGAAAGAAUUUGAGAGAAAGGAGACGGUGGAAAAUACGUUUGUAAUCCGAAAUUGGUGAAGAAGGACUGCACUUUGCUGUCUCUCGGUCUGAAUAAUCAAAUUGGCUAUGACAGCCAUAUUUAUGAAGUCACCGGAAAACAAUGCAAAAUUCUCGGAGCAGAUAAGGAUCCCCAAAGGCCUAACACCAAAGCUUCCUACGAGAAAAUGAACGGACAACUUUUUUCGGGAAAAAUUCCCGACGAGCUCACAAUUCCCUCAAUGCUCCAGAAAUCCGGGAGAAAUGAGGUGGAGCUGCUGAAAAUUGAUAUCGAAGGAGGAGAGUUCACCGGGUUGGAGCCGCUGAUUAGUGAAUAUUUUGUGUGUCAGAUUUUCAUCGAAGUGCACGGAAAACCCGCUGAGCACCUGAAAAUGCUCCGAAUAAUGUCGAAAUACGGUUUCCGUUUAUUCAACAUUGAUGAGAACCCGUAUUGUGAGAAUUGCUGUGAAUAUAGUCUGAUCAACGAGCUCUGUAUGGCUCAAUUCGGAGUUGUACCGCUGGGAAAAGUUAUUCCAGAAAUUAAUGAAUAA
Messenger RNA from Caenorhabditis elegans, 867 nucleotides. NCBI's taxonomy places the organism in Eukaryota, Metazoa, Nematoda, Chromadorea, Rhabditida, Rhabditidae. The record is from the annotation of a RefSeq genome assembly.